AUGACUGCAGCAAGAAGGAGCCAGGACGAUGAAGGUCCCUCACAUACUCCUCCUCAUCUAUACAGCCACCACUACUGUUCCACAGCUGGACUGCGUGCCGUCUGCUAUGAGCAUGAGACUCGCCUCGUUGAGGACUUGUUUAAGGACUACAACAAGGUGGUGCGCCCGGUAGAGGACCACCGGGAUGCUGUGGUUGUCACCGUUGGGCUGCAGCUCAUUCAGCUGAUCAGUGUGGAUGAGGUAAACCAGAUUGUGACAACCAAUGUACGCCUGAAACAGCAAUGGACAGAUGUCAACCUCAAGUGGAAUCCAGAUGACUAUGGCGGCGUGAAAAAAAUCCGCAUCCCCUCUGAUGAUAUCUGGAGGCCAGACCUUGUUCUUUACAACAAUGCAGAUGGUGAUUUUGCCAUUGUUAAAUACACCAAAGUCCUUCUGGAGCACACAGGCCAGAUCACCUGGACACCACCGGCUAUUUUUAAAAGCUACUGUGAAAUUAUAGUCACAUACUUCCCAUUUGACCAGCAGAACUGCAGUAUGAAGCUGGGAACUUGGACAUAUGAUGGUACAAUGGUUGUUAUUAACCCGGAGAGUGACCGGCCAGACCUGAGUAACUUCAUGGAGAGUGGGGAGUGGGUGAUGAAAGACUACCGUGGCUGGAAGCACUGGGUUUACUACGCUUGCUGCCCUGACACCCCUUACUUGGAUAUCACCUACCACUUCCUCAUGCAGCGCCUGCCCCUCUACUUCAUCGUGAAUGUCAUCAUUCCCUGCCUGCUCUUCUCCUUUUUAACUGGCUUUGUGUUUUACCUACCCACGGAUUCAGGUGAAAAAAUGACUCUCAGCAUCUCUGUCCUGCUGUCUUUGACUGUGUUCCUUCUGGUCAUCGUGGAGCUGAUCCCCUCCACCUCCAGUGCAGUGCCUUUAAUAGGAAAAUACAUGUUGUUUACUAUGGUGUUUGUCAUCACUUCAAUCAUCAUCACGGUCGUCGUCAUCAACACCCACCACCGCUCCCCGAGCACCCACACCAUGCCACACUGGGUCAGGAAGAUCUUUAUUGACACAAUCCCAAACAUCAUGUUUUUCUCUACAAUGAAACGGCCAUCCAGGGAUAAACAAGACAAGAAUAUUUUUGCAGAAGAUAUUGAUAUUUCUGAAAUUUCUGGGAAGCCAGGUUCUGUGCCUGUCAACUUCUACUCCCCGCUUACAAGAAAUCCAGAUGUGAAAAAUGCUAUAGAGGGAAUCAAAUACAUUGCGGAAACUAUGAAAUCAGACCAAGCCGCCAGCAAUGCUGCAGAAGAAUGGAAGUUUGUUGCAAUGGUGGUUGAUCAUCUUCUCCUUGGCAUAUUUAUGCUAGUUUGUUUUAUAGGAACAUUAGCUGUAUUUGCUGGCCGCCUUAUUGAAUUAAAUCAGCAAGGAUGAAUAUCAACUGGAAAUUAUUUGCAACCCUGGUCAGCAUCUGAAAACAUAUUAACCAUCAAAACCUGUGCCAGCCUCUGAAAGUUUCACAGACAAGAAUUAGUCCUGUCUGGGAAAGAAGAGGGCUGAUGAAAUGUAA
This is a messenger RNA of Dryobates pubescens (Downy woodpecker), 1555 nucleotides long. RefSeq names its product cholinergic receptor nicotinic alpha 1 subunit (gene CHRNA1). The coding region runs from base 1 to 1419 and encodes 472 amino acids. Gene Ontology annotation, biological process: signal transduction; monoatomic ion transmembrane transport; regulation of membrane potential. Gene Ontology annotation, molecular function: transmembrane signaling receptor activity; acetylcholine-gated monoatomic cation-selective channel activity. The transcript is spliced from 9 exons. Gene Ontology annotation, cellular component: synapse; postsynaptic membrane; neuron projection. Lineage: Eukaryota; Metazoa; Chordata; Aves; Piciformes; Picidae. The record is from RefSeq and is a predicted model, not a curated record.